AUGGCGUUCUCCACGCAGAAAGAGUUCUUUCACGUUCCGUUUGGUAAUGAGACAUAUGAGUUUGAGUGCGUCGACGCAUGUGUGAAGUUGAAGACCUAUCCAUCUACAAUCGACGACAGAUCAUGGUCAGCAAACGAGGAGAGAAAGUCGCAGUUUGUAGCUGAUUUGGUGGCCUGCAAUUCACCGAUAAAGAAGCAAGGAGAAGGUAAGCCUCCUCCCAUAACUCCACGUGGUCCUGAGGAUGAGUACGGAAGUAACUUGGUGGUGAACGACAGUUUAAUAAAUGCCGCCGAUAACACAAUUGGUCGCAUGCAGGAUCUGAUGAUAAAGAACAAUAUUCUUCAGAAAAAAUUAGCAGAUUCAGAUGAAAAACUCAGGACAGCCAAUCAGGAGAGUGAUGAAAUUAAGCGGAUUAUGGAUCAACGAUACGACCCGGAAAAGAGCAAGGCCCUCAAAAAUAAAAUAAAGCAGUUGGCCGAUGACAAUAAGAUAACUCCUCAGGACGAGAAGGAGCUAAAUGAUCUACAGGCGGCCAUCGACGACAUGAACAAGGCACAUGACAUCCUUGAGGCGGAGAAUGCUAAUCUUAAACGACUGAUCGAUAAGCAGUCAAAGCGAUGCAAGUUGGACAGCAUUCCAAUUGAUCCGGAAAAGAGCAACGACAUCCCUUAUCUACAGAAAAAGAUAGACGAUUUGGGCAAGGAGGUUGCUCUACUGCGUCAGUUCGAGGACGAAGUGAUGAAAAGGUGUGCCAAAAAGUGUGGUUCCGGUGGUGGUGGUGGUGGAGGUUCAGGCCCUGCUGGUUCAGGUGCAAGUCCUCCUAGUAAGGGCACCUUUUCCCCAGAUACUGAUGCUGAGAACAUCAAAAAGAUUCUAGCCGACCGUGACGCCCUGCGGAAAAAGUGCAAAGAAUUGGAAGAGCUAGAAGAUAAGGUUAGCCAGUUGGAGGAAAAGGCCAACGAAGCGGAGUGCUUGACGAACAACCUCCAAGACAAUAUCCAGCAACAGUGUCAGAGCUUGCAGCAGAUGCAUUGCGAAAUGCAGGAAAUGCAGAACUACUACGAAAACGAGGUGGACAAGGCAAAGGGAAACGAGGAGAUAUUGAAGUGCCGGUGCAAGCAAAUGAAGCAGGAACUGGUGGCUGCAAAAUGCGCCGUCCAGCGGGCACAGUGCCAGCAAAUGGAGAUUGAGGUUCUACGAAACGAGUUGCGGAAACGGGAUAUAGCUAUCAACGCAUAUGACUGCCAGUACCAGCAGCUUCUGCUAAAAGCCAAGAUGUUCAAGAGCGCUGGCUACCGUUUCCUGGACGACCUGCCACCCUGCAGCGAAAGUUGCGUAGAUGGUCCCGAAGAAGAGGACGAAUAGUUGCAUUCAUCCAAACCGAAAUACCUUUUCCUUUUUUCCAGAAAGUGUCCAAAAUCACAAUAACAUUAACUGCCAUUGAUCGAAAUCCAUAGUUUUAUGAAAUUAAAACAUUCAUGCAAUCGUA
Drosophila eugracilis is the source of this 1489-nucleotide messenger RNA. RefSeq lists its product as uncharacterized. NCBI's taxonomy places the organism in Eukaryota, Metazoa, Arthropoda, Insecta, Diptera, Drosophilidae. Bases 1 to 1365 code for a protein of 454 amino acids. The record is from RefSeq and is a predicted model, not a curated record. The transcript has 3 exons.